AACGCAAAAAGUGCGAGCUGAGUCGAGUCGAGCUGGUACCAUGCAGUGGAAAAGCGGCAUAAUAAGUGUAUCUCCAGUCCACGCGUGCCUAUACAAUUCUCCCCCUUUUGCUUCAUAGUCUGCUAGUCCAAACCUUUAUAUAAAGUGAGUUAAAGCGAUCCUGACUCGGCAGACUUUUUCCAAAAGAACACGGCAUUACCGAACCAUGUGGUACAACAAGCUGUAACGUAAACAUCACGUGUUCACGUCCCCUUAGAAAUAUCCAUCUUAAAAUAUAUUAUUAUUAUAAAUAUCAAGUAGGCUAUCGAACACAACCUCCCUCUCCUUGUAUCGUAUCAUUAGCAGCUGAGGAACAUGGAUGCCCGCCUCCCCAAGCGUGCGCCCAAGCCCAAGCCUCCUGCUCAUAAGAGGGCCGUGCUUCCAGCGCUCACCAAGACCCAGCUGCGACCCCUCCGCUGUGAUGGUGUCCUGGAGCCAAUCAAAGGGAAGGACCCUCUGCCCCCGCCGGCCUUAAAGUCUGCGGCGGUGAAAAAGGCUCCUCUUAGGAAAGGAAAGACCCCCGUCCAACCAGACAGCACCAAGACCCAGAUGAGACCCGCCCUCCGUGAAGGUGUCCUGGAGCCGAUCAAAAAGAGGGUCACCUGGGAUCUGCCCCUGCUGGUCUUAUCGUCUGCGGCGGGGAACAAAGCUCCUCUUCAGAAGGGGAAGACCCCCGUCCAACCAGACAGCACCAAGACCCAGCUGAGACCCCCCCGCCUUGCUGGUGUCCUGGAGCCAAUCAAAGGGAAGGACCCUCUGCCCCCGCCGGCCUUAAAGUCUGCGGCGGUGAAAAAGGCUCCUCUUAGGAACGGGAAGUCCCCCGUCCAACCAGACAGCACCAAGACCCCCCCCCGCCUUGCUGGUGACCUGGAGCCAAUCAAAAAGCUGGCCUUAAAGUCUGCGGCGGUGAAAAAGGCUCCUCUUCCGAAGGAGAAGACCCCCGUCCUUCCAGACUUCGACACAACCCCACAGAGAGCUCCAAGCCUUGCUGCUACCCUCGACCAAAAGAAGCAGAGAGUGCAGACGGAGAAGUACCGGUGGUGUGAUGGCCAACGAUUGGCCACAGCAGAUGCCUUGUCAGUCUUCAGAAAACACCUGACACCAUUUGAGCAGAGGGAAAUCCUACAGUACAAGGAGGUGUGGUACCUUGGCAUAGCUGCAGAGAAGAUCCAGCAGAAAUGCCCCCUCAGCCAUGGUUAUGAUGACCGCAAGGGACACUACAAGAUGGUUAUCAAAGACCACAUCGCCUACCGCUAUGAGGUCCUGGAGGUGAUGGGUCAGGGCACCUUCGGUCGAGUCCUCAAGUGCAGAGACCACAAAACCAAGCAGCUGGUAGCCAUGAAGGUCAUUGCAAACGACCAGAGGUUUAAAGAUGAGGCGAAGGCAGAGGUGGAAAUUCUGGAGUUGCUCCAAAAGAACGAUGAGGAUGGCCUGGCCAACGUCGUCCACAUGAAGGAGUACUUUCAGUUCCGUGACCAUGUGUGCAUCACCUUUGACCUCAUGGGAAAGAGCCUCUUGGAGGUGUUGAAACAGAGAGAGUACAGAGGGCUGGGCGCCUCUCAGGUGAGGAGCCAUGCCAUCUCUCUGGUGCAGUCUCUCCAGUUCCUCAGUAGGACCGACAUCAUCCACUGCGACCUGAAACCGGAGAACAUCCUGGUAUCAGAAGGUGACCCAGCGGUCAUAAAGGUGGCUGACUUUGGGUCCAGCCUUCGUGAACAUCACAACACCAUACCUAUUGCCCAGACGAUGGCCUACAUGUCCCCCGAGGUCAUUCUGACGAAGGUCUUCACCAAGGCCAUUGACAUGUGGAGUCUGGGCUGCAUCUUAGCCGAGCUCAAGACAGGCCAGAUCCUAUUUAACGUGCUUGAUGAGUACGAGCUAGUGCUGGAAAUGACGAAGCUGCUGGGUGUUCCCCCAAAGCAUAUGCUGAAGAAGACCCGGCUUCAGGGCUUUCUCUCCGGUCAAAGAAACAGCAGAGACAUGACCAAGGCGGGUCUGUCUGUGGCCCUGAACACAGAGGACCCACUCCUUCUUGACUUCGUCCAGAAUUGUCUUGAAUACGAGCCGGCGAAGCGCAUGACCCCGGAUGAGGCCAGGCAUCAUCCCUGGAUUCUGAUGCACUUCCAGAGUCCCAGCUCCAGUGAGGACUCUUCUCCCCACCAGUCCACCAACUGGGAGCACAUGGUGGACUCCACCAGCGCCACAGCCCCGUCCACCUCCGGACCAGGGCCCAGACCGGUCGGAGCCAGGGACAGCAGGAGGGAGGGGGGCGCCAAAUGAAGCCCGUCGCGUCCUUACGGGGACAUGCACUGCUGCAUUAGCCCCCCAUACGCCUCGACGGUCUUCAGAAAACACCUGACACCGUUUGAGCAGAGGGGAAUCAAACAAGGAGGUGUGGUCCCUUGGCAUUGCUGAAAAGAAGGUUCAGAAGACAUACCCCCUUCGCAUUGGUAAUGAUGACAUCAAGGGACACUACAAGAUGGUUAUCAAAGACCACAUCGCCUCCUGCUAUGAGGUCCUGGAGCUGAUGGGUCAGGGCACCUUCGGUCGAGUCCUCAAGUGCAGAGACCACAAAACCCAGCAGCUGGUCGCCAUGAAGGUCAUUGCAAACGACCAGAGGUUUGCAGAUGAGGCGAUGGCAGAGGUGGAAAUUCUGGAGCUGCUCCAGAAGAAAGAUGAGCUUGACGUGGCCAACGUCGUCCACAUGAAGGAGCUCGUCCACUUUUAUUUGUGACGUGUUAUUCUGUAAUCUCUUCCAUGUUUGCAUGUCAAUAAAUCUGUUUUUUGUUUGUUUAAUACUGGCACUAAAUGUACAUACUGUACAUACUUUGAAUGUGAAGGCACAUACUGAACUUACUUUGCCUACAAUGGGCCAGGGCAGUGGCAUUGCAUUACGCCUAAAGGCUUUUCCAACAGAAGGACUUGCUGAGGUCAACAGCUUACUGCAGCUAUCAGAUGGAAGAUGUCUGCCUACUAGCAUACUGAAGAGAUUGCACUCUUUUAUCACUCCCUUCUAUUGUUUUAUUUUAUAAUCCUUUUAAUUUUUGCAUGCCACCAAAUCGUUCUCUUUAUACUGUACAUACUGUGCCAACAAGGUU
Messenger RNA from Gadus morhua (Atlantic cod), 3137 nucleotides. Its product is annotated as dual specificity tyrosine-phosphorylation-regulated kinase 4. The record is from RefSeq and is a predicted model, not a curated record. Bases 355 to 2319 code for a protein of 654 amino acids. NCBI's taxonomy places the organism in Eukaryota, Metazoa, Chordata, Actinopteri, Gadiformes, Gadidae. Gene Ontology annotation, cellular component: cytoplasm; nucleus; cytoskeleton. Gene Ontology annotation, molecular function: protein serine/threonine kinase activity; ATP binding; protein serine/threonine/tyrosine kinase activity. Gene Ontology annotation, biological process: peptidyl-threonine phosphorylation; peptidyl-serine phosphorylation. The transcript has 17 exons.